This is a messenger RNA of Pseudomassariella vexata, 474 nucleotides long. RefSeq lists its product as uncharacterized. Bases 1 to 474 code for a protein of 157 amino acids. The transcript has a single exon. NCBI's taxonomy places the organism in Eukaryota, Fungi, Ascomycota, Sordariomycetes, Amphisphaeriales, Pseudomassariaceae. The record is from RefSeq and is a predicted model, not a curated record.
AUGCAGGCCAUCGCCCUUUUCCAGCUCCUCUUGUUGGCAAUCUUCGCACGUGCCAAUCCCAUCACAAUACCCUCCCCAAAAUCGGUUCAAACCCCAAGCAUAGCGCCUUCACUUCCCACAACCACCUCCUCAGCAACAACCCUCUCGCCUGCACACGCUUUAAAAUUCUCAACAGCCCCCACAGCUCCAGUGCUUCUCCCCGACGCAACUUCGACCGGGCUACGGCCCGAAGUCACAGCACCACCAGGCGUCGAUAGACAACUGGAGGGCGAGACCGAUAUGGUGGGGUUGGAUAUGAAGUUCAGGCAGACGACAUAUUGGAGCUGCGUGGCAUGGACACAUACGACGCAUUGCGGCUGGCAUGAACCAAUAUUGGACGCGGGGGCGGCACGAAUUGGAUGUCCAGGGGCGCAGAUGGCAGUUCGUGCUGGCGUUGUAGCAGGCCUUGUCGGUGGAAUCGUGCUGGGCGCGUGA